Varanus komodoensis (Komodo dragon) is the source of this 4193-nucleotide messenger RNA. It is a transcript of the gene TMEM41B, whose product is annotated as transmembrane protein 41B. Gene Ontology annotation, cellular component: endoplasmic reticulum membrane. Lineage: Eukaryota; Metazoa; Chordata; Lepidosauria; Squamata; Varanidae. The transcript is spliced from 7 exons. Bases 332 to 1054 code for a protein of 240 amino acids. The record is from RefSeq and is a predicted model, not a curated record.
CAGGAGACGCAGGGAUGAACUAGAGGAAAACGAACUAGAGAAACGGGAACUGUCGCGCAGUGUUCUUACAAGAAGCGGUGGGAUUCAGCUUUAUCUGGAAAUCGAGGUCUAUGCCGAAGAAGCCUUCUUAAGUAGUCCCUACCGGGCUAGUUUCAGUUUCUCGGGCACUCUGCCUAUGCUCUGAGGCACGCUCAUGUUUAUUGUGCUUGAAGCUCAGCUCUGGAGUUGAGGCCUGUAUGAGGCCGUACUUGGGACACUUGCUGGACUUUGUGAGUGUGGAUGGAUAUACACAGGAUGCGGAAAAGCUCAUAAAGAAGGUGGAUCUGCACGAAUGUCACUUCUCAUAUUAGUGUGCAUCUUCUUAAUAGCUGCCUCUGUUAUGUUUCUUGUAUAUCAGAACUUUCCACAGCUUAGUGAAGAGGAGAGACAGUGUAUAAAGAUUCCUAGAGAUAUGGAUGAUGCUAAAGCCUUAGGAACUGUUCUUUCUAAAUACAAAGAUAACUUCUAUGUACAAGUAUUAGUGGCCUAUUUUGCUACCUAUGUUUUCCUGCAAACAUUUGCCAUCCCUGGAUCUAUAUUUCUGAGUAUACUUUCAGGAUUUCUCUACCCCUUCCCACUAGCUCUGUUUCUUGUUUGUUUGUGCUCUGGACUUGGGGCUUCUUUCUGUUAUAUGCUGUCAUAUUUGGUUGGAAGGCCAGUCGUGUAUAGAUAUUUAACAGAGAAAGCAAUGAAAUGGUCAAAACAGGUUGAACGACACAGAGAACACCUCAUUAACUACAUAAUAUUUCUGAGAAUAACUCCUUUCCUUCCUAAUUGGUUUAUCAAUAUAACCUCUCCUGUAAUAAAUGUCCCACUGAAAGUAUUUUUCAUUGGUACUUUCCUAGGUGUCGCACCACCAUCUUUUGUAGCAAUUAAAGCUGGUACAACACUUUACCAACUUACAACAGCUGGUGAAGCUGUCUCCUGGAACUCAGUUUUUAUUCUCAUGAUUUUAGCUAUACUCUCCAUUCUGCCAGCUCUUUUCCAGAAGAAACUUAAACAAAAGUUUGAAUAAGGCUCAGCCUGGAUCUUCACUUCCCAUAUUUCAUCUCAGGAUCAGCACUGUUUCUAUUAUCACUUUUCUAUUGGAUCUUUAGCAAUUCAACAGGAGAGAAUUGUAAGGGAUAAAAAUGUUACUGAACUUCUUGCUCAGAUUUAUUUAUGGGGCACAAAGGCAAAAUAACUACAGCUGGAAUAAUAUUAAGGUGAACCAUAGCUUUUUAUAUAAAAAUGAAAAGGAUUGUUACUUUUAACUAAUCUGUAAUAUUUAAUUUCAACUAUUACAUGUAUGCCUUAUCUGAUUUUGCUUGUGAUAACUUAAUGUGAAUAAUUAAUUCCUGUUUUGUUCUCCUCUUUUCACUGUCAUUCAUACUCCCUACAGAAUAGUGAAUUGCACAGUUGAUUCUAUAUCCCAGUGGAAUAACAGACUGCAUGAGCUCCUAGUUAGAGAGCGGGGACAGGUGCUUUGACCAGGCUGUCAUAAGUCCCUGGGUUUCAUUUUUUUAAUGCCAACUGGAAGAGCUAAAACAUAUUGUGUAAUUCUCUUUUUAUGGAUGUUGUAUAUUAACUUCUGGGUUUGGUGUGGGAGCUGAUCAGGCUUUCUCAUAGCACAUAAAAAUGCUAGAGUUUUGAAUUUGGGAUUCUUUUCAUUUUUGGCCAGUAUUUCUGAUAUAUGGCAGCUAUUUCCAAAAUUAUAGCAAUCAUUAGAAUGUAUUUAUAAAUGUAUAUUGAAGUGCAGAAAGGUGGAAAUCACUUUUUUAAUUGGCAAAUGUAAUUGGUAUUUUAAAAAAUCACUUAAGUUUAAUUAGAUAUGCUAUGUUUGGGUUUUUAUUUAUGCAACAUGCCCAUGCAAAACAAGAAUGCACUGCCUUUGAUCCAAAGAUUCAAGGGUGCUCCAGUUGCCCCCAAGGUUCUCCAUCAAGCACAAGCGCAUUUAUUUUCAUUCCCCUAGAGUUGAAAUGAAUGAGAUGUGCCCAGGCAUGAGGAAGCUCCGUGUUUAUGCAUGCAUGCGUACAUCCUCUGGGUCAAGGUCAUCAUGUACAAACUAUACAUCUUGUAAAUAGUUCUUAGUACUAGGAUGAUGUGUCCUUGUUUUGAUGGAAAGCUGCCUGGUAAUUGACUCCAAAGCUAAAAUCUGUUUUCAAAAGUCCUCUGUUAGGGGUUUUAUUUGCAAAGGUAAUGAUACCUUUUCUUGAAAACUGCUGCUGUUGCCUAGGAAGAUAUUUUCUUUUUUUGUGGGCUUCAUUAUACUGUUCCAGUUCAGGACAGCUUUCAAACAUGGACCUGUCUUAGGCUGGUUAUUAUUUUUUGUAUUGGAUAUAUGCAGUAAACUGAACAGUCAAAUAGUUGCACAAUUCUCAUAAGCAAGACCAGAUUACUUUCCAGCCUUCUCUAUUCCUCUUUAACUUCAAGCCUAGUGUGCCAGUCAUUGUGCAUAAUGUACCAGCUGGUCUGAGUAACUACAAUAUGGUACCUGUUCCAUCCCCGUACAUGUUGGUUUGCGUCUUUUGUUCCCUGAGUGUUGUUCACCUACUAAUUAGUUUACAAGCCAUGUAAAGUGCACACUGUUCUUGCAUUUGGAAACAGAAGCUCCCUGCUGCUCUUUUGAGUGUGAAGCUCUUCUAGACUGCCUAAUAUUACAGUUUCUGCUGUGCUGCUUAAGAGCAAUGGAGAAUAGUGCACAAGAUGGAGGUGAGUAGAUAAUGGAGACCCUGAAGUCUGUAGGCUGGUUAGCUAACUGAUAUGUAAGAGACAACAUUAACAUCUUUGGAAUACAGCAGUGGUUGUUCACUUAAAAAAGCCAUUAGCCACAAUCCAGAAAAGUUACUUGUAGCUAAGCCCCAUUGAAAGCGGUGGAAUGCAACUUCAAUCAUGCCUAAUUCAGAGUGUGUCCAUUGUCUGCUUGUUUUACAGAGUUGAUGCCACUAGGGAUUCUUUGGUUGACAUUCUACUGUGUUUGAUACUUAACUAAAUUGGGUUAGAACUUGCCAGAGAAAAGCUAAUAUAUUUUUGUGGCUUUGUUAUGAUGUCGCUUUCCCAGCUCUUUGAAAUCAUCUCUCUUUAGUGGAGCUCAUGAAAUACAGGAGCAUUGGGGAAUAUGGAGGGAUACUGGUAGCUGCAAUUUUGUUCCUUUGUAACAUAAUAUAGAUUGAGUAAUUUUAUUACAGUAUUAUUUGUAAAUGCACAUAAAAUACAUUCAUAUGCUUUGUCACGUGUUCCACAUAUGCAGUUUUCAUUGCCUCUUGAUUUUUUUAUCAGGUGAAUUACAUCAUAAUAAAACAGUAUAGGGGCAUAAUCAAAUGUUUAACUAGAUUGACUUUUAUACCUCUUAGAUCUAUUCACAGAGGUUUGUUCAUAGAUGUUUUAAAAUACAUUUGUAACAACUAGUGCUACUAAUAUGAUGCUGAACCCUUUUGGCUGAGUAAUAAAUUAUUGCAGACUAAUUGUGUAGUCAAUACUACAGCUCUGCUUUCUCCAAAUUUUCCUGAUUUGCAUCAACACAGACAUAAUUUUCAAUUCUGUCUUUGCUGUUCAAAAUAAAAUAUAUCUUGAGUUAGUAUUUAUCAAUGUUUUUAGACAUUUAUUUGCAUUGUAUAAGAAGUUUAGGUUGUACAGAACUGUAUGGUUUUAAUCCUAUUUAAUGAAAUGAAAAUGGAAUAGAUUUGGUUAUACAGUUGGCUCAAAAAGAACAGUAGCUUUUUUCUUUUUUCAGGAAGCAACCAUGUUAAAAAUAGCUAAAGAUUUUCAGCUGUUGUAGAAUUCUGAGCUGUUAACAUUCUCAGGAGUUGUAUGACUCUGAAAACAUGACAACAUGUCUCUUCUAUCUGACAAUAAAACAAUUUCAUAAAUGUGAAGACUGUAUUACAUUGGCACCUAAAAAAAUAAAGACAGGUUUUUGGAGUGGUGCGGGUAAUGAAACCAUCCUCAUGGUGGUUCUGUUUUACUUCUAACAUGAAAAUGCAACAAGUAUGGAUGAAAUACAGGCAUAUUCUAAGAUGGUGUUUUUUGGGGGUGGGUGGGUGGGUAGGUUGGUUUUUGUGGUAUAUUGAGUUCAAAUAUGUGCUGUCUUUAAUAAUAUUAUCUGUGCUGAGUCUUUGGAGUAGGGUGGAAUAAGCCCAAUUCAAUAAAUUAACAGCAACUGCUUCAUUGUGUAA